This is a messenger RNA of Ipomoea nil (Japanese morning glory), 2044 nucleotides long. RefSeq names its product polyadenylate-binding protein 4-like. NCBI's taxonomy places the organism in Eukaryota, Viridiplantae, Streptophyta, Magnoliopsida, Solanales, Convolvulaceae. Gene Ontology annotation, molecular function: poly(U) RNA binding; poly(A) binding; mRNA 3'-UTR binding. The coding region runs from base 107 to 1621 and encodes 504 amino acids. The transcript has 6 exons. Gene Ontology annotation, cellular component: cytosol; nucleus; ribonucleoprotein complex. The record is from RefSeq and is a predicted model, not a curated record.
CCAAAAGCUCUCUCUCUCUCUCGCUCGCUCGCUCGCUCGCUUCACUCUCUUUAUCGUUCUAAAAACUGAAUUGUUUCCUAACUAAUCCGGUGCCGGAGAAACACAGAUGGCGGCGGUGCCAGCACUUUCGCUGCUGGGGAUGUCGGAGACUUUCUGGCGGCCCACUCUCUACGUCGGCGAUCUUCACCCGGAAACCACCGAAGCAGACAUCGAGGCCGCAUUUUCUGUGAUCGGCCCGCUGGAUUCCUUCCGGAUUUGCAGAGACGCCGUGUCUGGAAAAUCUCUUCGCUAUGCUUUUGUCAACUUCUUUUGUAUAUCUCAUGCUUCAAAGGCUCUUGCAUGCCUAAACCAUACAACCCUGAGAGGAAAGCCGAUGAGGAUUAUGUGGUGGCAAAGGGAUCCAGUGCUAAUAAAAUCUGGGAUUGGGAAUGUUUUUGUCAAGAACCUUGCUCCUUCAGUCACCAGUGCUCAAUUAGAGAGCAUGUUUAGCAAAUAUGGCACAAUACUGUCCUGCAAAGUCGCAGAGGAAAAUGGGAAGAGCAAAUGUUUUGGAUUUGUUCAGUUUGAAACUCAGAAUUCUGCCAUUUCUGCUAUCAGUUCUCUCCAUGGAGCAGUCUUUGAAGGGAAGAAGUUAUAUGUGUCCACAUUUAAGAAGAAACAAGAGAGGAUGAUGGGUGCCUUUACAGAGCAAAAAUUCAAUAAUCUGUAUGUGAAAAACUUCGAUUGCAAUCUGACAGAGGAUCUCCUAAGAGAGAAGUUCUCCAGAUAUGGGAAGGUCAAUUCUGCUGUCAUUAUGAGGGAUGAAGAAGGAAAUUCAAGGGGCUUUGGCUUUGUCAAGUUUGAUUCAGAUGAAGAUGCUAUGAAGGCUGUUGAGGCUCUUAAUGGUGAACUAAUAGGAUCAAAGAGGCUGUUUGUUGGAAGGGCACAGAAGAAGUCUGAAAGGGAAAGACUCUUGAGAAGUGUAUGCGAGGAGGACAAGUUAACCCUUCGUGAUCAUAAGCUCGAGGCUUCGAGACUGUAUGUGGGGAACCUCGGUGUUUCCAUCAAUGAAAGAAAGUUAGAUGAACUAUUCAGAGCUUAUGGAAAAGUGGUUUCAGUAAAUAUCAUUCGCAGUAAUGGGAUCAGCAAAGGAUUCGGGUUUGUGAACUUUUCCAGCCCGGGAGAUGCCAAGGCAGCUAUGAAUUCACUUAAUGGAAUGGUGUAUUAUGGAAAGCCUUUGUAUGUGUCAUUGGCGUAUCCCAGGGAAGAGCAUUCGAGCAAGUCACUGUCAUCUUUCACUUCUUCACACAAGUCUCUUUAUAACGCCCCGUCUUAUUCCUUGCCAAUGUCCAUUGCACAUUUCAAUCCUUACCAGUCUUCCAUGCAUCAAGACUUUAGCAGACAGUUCAGUGAAUUCUAUCUUGCUGGAAUGCAUAAUUUUCAGGGAAACAAGUUCACAUAUACUAUGAAGUCUGCUCCCAGUGUUUCUAUCCCGGACUGGAAGUGUGGGGCUCAGAAGCAACAACCAAGAACCUGCUGGGAACCGAAAAACAAGAACAUGAAAGGAGCUACAUCAGUAACAGCCACUUCAAAAGAGCUAAGUGCAAUCCACAACGAAAAGCGUCGCUCUCUUAUGGUCUGAGCUUCGGGUUUUAUGACUACACAAGUUUGUAUUGAAGUUCUGGAAUUACGGGGAUCAUUUCAGCAGUGCUUCCUUUUCUCCACGUCGUCUUGACAGCAAUAUGCAUGGGUUUCGAUGCUAGAGUUUAACCUUUUGUGAUUGAUAGAUUGGGCAAUCUGUAAAGAUGAAUGGCUGUUGGAAGCAAACCACUCUGACAAGUAGAAAACAGUACAAAUGCUGAAAACAGGCCAAGCAUUGUCACCAUUUCCGCCUUUUAUCACUUCUGCCAUGUCUGCAGAUACUCAUUUUAGGGUUAUUCAUAUGUUAGUAUGUUCAUAAUUGCUUGUAUAAGAGAUUCUAGUGGCCUCUCCCUAAAUGUAAGGGAAGGAUUACUGUUGUUCAUGCUUUUCUCCUAUGAAUACAAGUAUCUGCUGCUUCAAUUGC